CGCACAUAUCUAUGCAUUGCAUUUACGUAUGCAUAGAAAGAGAGAGAGAGAGAGAGAGUACGACGCGCACAUACAUACAUGUAAUGGGAAGGGAAGGGGGGCGAGAGAGAGAGAGAGAGAGAGAGAGAGAAGAAGGGCGCAGAACUGCUUAAGAAAUAUUUCUCAUCUCUGUUCGUUCGUUUCUCUUUCUGGAGCUUUCUGAUGACCGCAUUUUGCACAAAUUUUAAUCUAGUAACUCUUGGAAUUCGGAGCUGUUGAGUUCUUCGUUUGGCUCAUCCUCGUCGGUUCGGGGGGCUCAAUCGACCUCAGGUCCGAAACAAUUGCUGACAGAUAGCCUGCAACGUCAAUUUUUGACCGUCUUCGUAGUUCUAACGCGCGUAACUGGAAGUCAUUGAUUGAAAUUUCUUUUUUCUCCGUGGUGACACGAUUGACUUAACAGAAGCGAAUUACGAAGCACGCGAUCGUUUUCUUGUAGGUUGUGAUCGAGCGUGAUUCUGAUGCACUUGAGGAACAUAAAUUUGAAGAUAGAGGUAUUUGGUGUUUUGUAUGGAAAACUUUGACCCUGUUUUGUCAUCUACUAGAGCUUCGGUUUUGUCCAAAUGAGUUGUACACUACACAGGAACCACACUUGAUAUUGCAGCAUGAAUGGCUACUGUACAGAGGGCUAGUCUUGGCGAGAGGAAUGUAGAGCAGGCUAUUGCAGCCCUAAAAAGAGGGGCAUAUCUGCUAAAAUAUGGACGUAGAGGGAAGCCAAAGUUCUGUCCGUUCCGGCUCUCUAAUGACGAAACAGUAUUGAUAUGGUAUGAUGGCAAAACUGAGAAACAGCUCAAAUUGAGUCAGGUUUCAAGAAUUAUACCUGGCCAGCGUACUGCAAUAUUUCAACGGUAUCCACGACCUGAGAAGGAAUACCAGUCAUUUUCUCUUGUGUAUGGCAAUAGGUCAUUGGAUUUGAUUUGCAAAGAUAAGGAUGAAGCUGAAAUCUGGUUCGUUGCCCUCAGAGCAUUAACCUCACCAGGUCACUAUCAAAAAUUGAGUAGUCAUGCCAGAAGCAACAGUGAGUCCUCUGAUAGCUCAAGUGCCUGUACAGGAAGAACCUCGCCAUCAGUUUUCUCAAGUAGCAGUAGUGACUUAGUUUACAAGGAUCAAGGGGCUGCUGAAACAAUUCAAAAAGUGGUUCCUUUUGGCAGUCCACCAAAGAAAUUACCGGGGACAGUAUAUUCUGAUACUCCAACAUAUAAUGCUGCUGAAAAGCAUUGCUCUCAGACAGAUUUUACUGCCAAUUCUCUCAGUUCCCCAUCGUCUGGUGGUUUAGACAAUCCAGAUGAGCGGAGAUCCGCAGAUAACCUUAGAAUCAGUUUGUCCAGUGGCAUAAGCUCAUCAAGCCAUGGAUCUUCUCUUGAUGUGGAAGCUCCAGGUGAUGUUUUUAUAUGGGGGGAAGGAAUUUGUGUUGGGCUGCUUGGUGGAGGUGUGCAUAGAGUUGGAAAAUCAACUGCUGUCCGAACAGAUGCACUUUUGCCCAAGCCUUUGGAAUCAGCAGCAACCCUUGAUGCCCAAGAUAUUGCUUGUGGAAGUAAACAUGCUGUGUUACUUACCAAGGAGGGGGAGGUCUUCAGUUGGGGAGAGGGUUUCGGUGGGAGGCUUGGUCAUGGAGUAGAAGUUGAUAUUUCUUACCCAAAACUUAUUAGCGCUCUUUGUGGAUUAAACACUGUAUCAGUAGCAUGUGGAGAAUAUCAUACCUGUGCUGUUACACAAUCUGGAGAUCUUUAUACUUGGGGUGAUGGCGCACACAAUUUUGGUUUUCUGGGGCAUGGGAAUGAUGUAGGUUUCUGGAUUCCUAGAAAAGUUUGUGGUCCAAUGCAAGGUAUCCAUGUAUCAUCUAUCUCUUGUGGACCUUGGCACACAGCUGCUGUUACAAUGGUAGGUCAGUUGUUUACCUUUGGAGAUGGAACAUUUGGUGCCCUAGGUCAUGGAGAUCACAGUAGUUCAAGUGUGCCACGAGUAGUUAAAACUCUUGAAGGACUACGGACCUUGAAGGUGUCAUGUGGUUUUUGGCACACUGCUGCAGUUGUGGAGGCUAUUGUUGAACCAGAAAGUUCAGGUAGCUCAACUAAAAAGCUAUUUACCUGGGGUAGUGGUGAUAAAGGCCAACUUGGACAUGGUGAUACAGAGCCUAGGAUUAUUCCAUCUUGUGUAGUGUCUUUGUGUGACACCAACUUCUGUCAAGUGGCUUGUGGUCAUAGCAUCACUAUUGCUCUUACAACCUCGGGACAAGUAUAUACAAUGGGUGCUGCUGAUUUUGGACAACUUGGAUAUCCUGGAAAUGCUGGUAAGCUUCCUACAUGUGUAGAAGGCAAAAUCAGUAACAAUUUCAUCGAGGAGAUAUCAUGUGGUUCUCAUCAUGUUGCAGUUUUGAGCUCAAAAUCUGAGGUAUAUACUUGGGGAAAGGGAGCAAAUGGUCAAUUAGGUCAUGGGGACAAUGGUAACAGAAACACUCCCACACUUGUUGAAGCUCUAAGAGACAAGAGAGUAAAGAAUGUAGUUUGUGGAUCUAAUUUCACUGUUGCCAUUUGUCUUUACAAGUGGGUCUAUCAUGCUGGUAGUUCUGUAUGUUUUGGUUGCCGCAAUUCAUUCAAUUUCAGACGAAAGCGUCAUAAUUGCUACAACUGUGGGCUAGUUUUUUGUAAAGCGUGUACUAGUCAAAAAUCUCUAAAGGCUUCAUUGGCUCCAAAUAUGAAAAAGCCGUAUCGUGUGUGUGACGAAUGCUUUACAAAGAUAAAUAUAACCAUGGAUUCGGGAUCCAUUCCUAGAAUACCCAGAAUACCAAGUGGAGAUAUACCUCGGAAUUCCAGUGAGGUAGAAGAGAAGGAUUCCUUCGAUUCUAAACCACAGAGACUACUUUAUAGGCUCUCCUCAUUUGAUUCAUUCAGACGAACUAGUUACCAAAAUUCCAAGCAGAAUAGAAAAUCUGACUCAAGUGGUCAUACUUCUCCAGUUAGCGCUGGAAAUGUAAAGACUGGAAGCUUUUAUACAUCAAACAUACCAGUACCUUCUUUUCCUGUUUCAAGCCUGUAUGCUAGAGCAGCAUCUCCAGUCUCUGCAAAUUCAAGCCCUCCUCAUUCAGUGUCACUUGCAUCAGCAUUUUCUGCUACUUCAUAUUCUGAAGUUAUUAUUGCAGAUUCAAAUAAAAAAAAUGAUGGCCUGAAGGAAGAAAUAGCGAUAUUAAGCUCACAGGUGGAGGAUCUGACUCUAAAAUCUCAACUUCUAGAAGCAGAACUUGAAAGAACAACAAGGCAGUUGAAAGAGGCAAUUCAAUUAGCUAUGGAAGAAGCAGACAAAAAUAAAGCUGCAAAGGAAGUAAUUAAAUCCUUAAGCAGGCAGUUGAAAGAUAUUGCUGGAAAAGUGCCUCAAGACUCUUCUCACAGCAUAAAACCGAAUCUUCUUGAUGAAACCACCUCGAAUCCUCUGAGUCCAUCUACUUGGAACCAUUUGACUGGCAAAACAUUUCUUGAGCCUUACUCUGAUAGCCAGAUUUCGGGUCCAAUUUUCUUAAACGGAUCCAGUGGAGAAUCAGAAAAAUUAGAUGGAGAUACAGAAUGCAAAAGUUGUCCCUAGACAACUCCUUUCACCCAGCUAAAGGCCUGGAGUCUGUUAUGAUCUCUGAUGGAUUUGCUCCAGUUGGGAAAACUUGAACGAGACACCUGCCAAUAGGGGGUGGGGGCUGAAGAUAAGAUCAAGGUGUGUUGUGUGUGAAGCAUCUCAAUUGCUAAAUCUCUAUCAAUUUGAGCACGCGCAUUAGAAAAAUGGGAGGUGAUUGAUUGAGUGGUUCUUUGAAAAAGAAAUUCUCAAUUCUCUGCUUGCUAGAAAAUAGCAGGCAAAGGGUGUAAACUCAACUCUCCUGCACAGCGUUGAACGUUAGCUGAUAGGAAAAUGACAGAAAGUAGAUAGGAAAAUUUUAGACCAUUGUACAUAUAUGUGAAUGCCACCUACACCUACACCUACACCUACACCUACACCUCUCUCUGCAGUUGCAGAAUCUUUUUAGAUCUAACAUGCUACGUACUUUUUUCUCCACUCAUAUGAUUACCCUGUUUCUAUUUGUCUUGUUUCUGGACUGUAAUUGAAUAGGUCUGUUCACACCUGACACACCGAUGCUCCAGCUUAGGCGCAAAUAGAAACCCACAAAUGUCUCCAAUGAGAUGUCAAUGUCAUAUGAAAGUAUACAUCUAGGAAGCGAAUUCUUCCUAUUGGCUAACACCCCCCAUUAAC
Messenger RNA from Diospyros lotus (date-plum), 4266 nucleotides. Its product is annotated as PH, RCC1 and FYVE domains-containing protein 1-like. The transcript is spliced from 11 exons. The record is from RefSeq and is a predicted model, not a curated record. NCBI's taxonomy places the organism in Eukaryota, Viridiplantae, Streptophyta, Magnoliopsida, Ericales, Ebenaceae. Gene Ontology annotation, molecular function: metal ion binding. The coding region runs from base 646 to 3612 and encodes 988 amino acids.